AUGUUUUCUAUUCCGAGUUUGUAUGAGCUUGGGAGUUGUUCGGAUACAUACGAUGUUGUGGGCAUGUUGAAUCCAAGAUCCAUGGCAGAAGCCAAAGCAGUCGCCGCCGGCAUUACCCACAAGGAAGCCGAACGCCACCGCCGCAAGCGAAUCAACGCCCACAUCGCCACCCUCAAAUCCAUCCUCCCAAACACCAUCAAGAAGGAUAAGGCCUCCCUUCUGGGAGAAGCGGUCCGCCGCGUGAAGGAGCUGAAGAAGACGGCGGCGGAGCACAACGAGGGCGAAGUUAAUGACUACCCAAGCGAAGCCGACGAGCUAAAGGUAUCACAAUGCCAAAUCACGGGCCUGAUAAAGGCGGCAUUAUCAUGCGACGACAGGCCCGAGAUAAUCCUUGACAUGAUAGAGGCCCUGAAAGCGGCCGAGGCGAAGGUGGUGAGGGCGGAGAUGGCCACGGUUGGCGGCCGGACCAAGACCCUGCUAUGGGUAAGGCUGGCCCCCCAAAACGACGCCGGAUUGGGAGGGCUGAGGCGGGCCCUGAAAAUGGUCAUGGACAAGUCCACUAGUUCGGGCCAGGCCUGCAAAAGGGCCCGUUACUAUCAUUUGUGAUAGAGACUUUAGCUAGGGAUUUUUUUGGGAUUAUGUAAUUGGUUAAUUUAUAAAUAUGGAUGAUCUAUUUGUGGAAUGGGAUUCUGUGAUAGUGAGAUUCCAUGGUUUAUUGUUGGGGAUUAUUUGGGUACAGUAUUGUUUUUGGAGGGAAAGGAUCUUUCAAGUAUUGCUAUGAUGUUUUAAUACA
Salvia hispanica is the source of this 793-nucleotide messenger RNA. RefSeq names its product transcription factor bHLH30-like. The record is from RefSeq and is a predicted model, not a curated record. Gene Ontology annotation, molecular function: protein dimerization activity; DNA-binding transcription factor activity. NCBI's taxonomy places the organism in Eukaryota, Viridiplantae, Streptophyta, Magnoliopsida, Lamiales, Lamiaceae. Gene Ontology annotation, biological process: regulation of DNA-templated transcription.